AUGGCGACGCUUGGCGACGCGCGGUGCCACGUCCCAGUCCUUGCUCACGUAGACCUGGACUGCUUCUACUGCCAAGUGGAGCACCGCCGACUGGGGAUCCCGCGAUCCGAGCCUCUCGUCGUUCGCCAGUGGCAGUCUGCCAUUGCGGUGAAUUACCCGGCUCGGCGGCUCGGCAUUCGCCGCGGCGACCGCUGCAGCGCAAUCUCGCAGAAGUUUCCACAGGUCCACAUCGUUCACGUUGACGUAAUUCGCGUCGCGGCAGAAGAGGCGUCUGCAGCUGCUCCCCGGGCUGCUUCUUCCGCGUCUUCUGCGUCGCCUGGCUGCGCGUGCGAGGCCCCAGAGGCGCCGCCUCCCGACGGUCCACCAGACAACCGAAAUCCGCUCGAGCGCGCGGCGUGCCUCGCUCUUCGCGGCGACAAACGAGCCAAAGUCACCUUCUCCGACUUCACGACGGGCAAUAGAGGCUCGGACAAGGUGUCGCUGGCGCGAUACAGACUGGCCUCAGAUGAAGUCCUUUCGCUACUCGUGGAGCAGUGCCCUUGCGUGGAGCGCGCCUCGAUCGACGAAGUGUAUCUCGACCUCACCAGCCAAACUGCAGAGCUCCUUGCGCCCUUCUUUCACCACUUGAAAGCCUCUCAAGCCCCUGAAUCGCGCGGCUCGUCCUCCUUGCAGACUCCUGAGUCGCGCCUGGACGCCUGCGGCGCUCCCGAGGGGGACGGCGCACAUGCGUUGCAGACCAAGGCAGAGCCUAUCCUCUCGUCGCCAGGAGGGUCGGCGCCUCCUGUAGCGGACGCGAACCGCGACUGCGCGCUCAGCACCGCGGCGCUGACUCCGCCCCAGCCCACUCUGCGAGCCCAGUCGUCACCGCAGGCAGCGCCUCCGCUGCCUGACCUGCAGACGCAGGCCGUGCUGCUUCUCGCCUGGCUCGGAGGCACGAAGGGGGGGAAGGACAUCCGCGAGGCGCUCGGCGUCUUUCUGCCAGAGCUCCUGGACGACCAGGCGUAUGUCAACCUCGCUGUGGUGCCUCGCCUGAAGGCCGCAGAGCCACCUGCCGCCGCCCCCACAGUGAACUCGCCGCUGUCUGCGACGCACGCGCCCGCGCAGGGAGGCGAGGCCUCCGCCGCCGCGUCGCCGGGCGUCUGGCGUCCCUCUGAAGGCGCUUUGCGCGCCUCUACGCCCGCGGCCUCGGUGGCGCCAUACUGGCCGCGCGAGUGUAGCUUUCAAGCUGGCUACCAGACGCAUCCCCCGGAUGUCGACUUGUUUUUCAGUUUGUUUCUGAACGAGGUGCGAAGCCGCGGCGCCCAAGCCCUCGAGUUGCUUUGGGUCCUCGUCGGCGGCGUGCUGCUUUACCGCUUACGCGCCGCGGUGAAGCAGCGCUCGCAGUUCACGAUGAGCGGCGCGGUGGCGCGCAGCAAGCUUCUUGCGAAGACUGCGUCGGCGCAGUUCAAGCCUGACCGGCAGGUCCUCGUCCCCUCCGCGCUAGCCGAGCGCUUUCUGGCGCCGCUCGACUUCCGCUCCCUCAAGGGCUUGCGCGGCAAAAAGGGGGCGAAGAUCUCGCAGGCUUUCCCCCACUCCUCGCGCGUCGGUGAUCUUCUCAGUGUGCCGCUCGAGGUGCUCAAGGCGAAGCUCGGCGCCGAAGAGGCUGCGAGUCUUUUCAGCAUGCUCAGGGGCGACCUGGAGGGCGGCGACGCGGUGAAGCCGAACUUGCGCGUCAAGUCGAUGCUCGCGUUCAAGUCCUUCCCAAUCGACGCGGGAAAUCCUGCGCGCCUCGCAUCUGAGAAAGGCGGCCUCGCGCAGUGGUUGUCCGGUCUCUGCGUGGAGCUGCAGCGGCGCACCGAGCAGGAGUUCGUGUCCUACCGCCGCACCCCUAAGACGCUGACUGUCUACUACCGCACGGGCGCGCCGCAGUGGAAUCAGAUCUCCCGGUCGUGUCCACUCGCGCCUGCGAGCUCCCCGCGCGCGGCGCCGACGCUGGAGCAGAUUGAGGGCGCGACGCUGGCGGCCUUGCUGCGUCUCGCGCGGGAAUGGGGCCCCGAGGGGCUGCCCAACUGCUCAAAAAUCGGCAUCGCGGUCUCAGACUUCCUCGAGGACGCUCUACCUGAAGCGACACCCCGCAUCACGCAGUUCUUCGCCAGGAAAAGGCCCCGUGAGUCCGCGGGGACCCCCGCAGAGACGGGGGCCGGGGAGACUGCGCCGGGGGAGGCCGAGGCGUCGCCGCUGCAGAGGCGGAAGCGGCGCGAAACAGCCGAGGGAGAGGACGGGCGAGCGGGGGCGGAGGAGGGACUUGCGGCGGCGACAGUGGGCCUGAGCGAGCCCGGCGCCGGCCGAAGUCCUUUUGCUCAACGGGGUUCAAGCCUGUCCAACGCACACAUGAAAACAGACUUAGGCACGAAAGAAGAACGAGCCGAACGCCCUGCAGGCGCGCGCGAAAGCGACGCUUUCGCGUCGCGACUCGACUCCCGAGGUGGGGAGACCGCGAGCCAGGCUGAGGCGACGGCGGCACCCGACUGCGGCCUUGGAAUGGCCACCCCGAGCGUGCUUGGUCCUCAGGCGGAAGGCCGCGGAGACGGCGGCGGGGGUGCGGCGGGGGAGGUGCCGAGUGCCCAGAUGCCUCAGGCGGGCACAGCGGGUAGCCCAGCGCCGCGCGCGGCUGUCGGCUGCGCGUUGUCGCCGCGGAAGGCCACGCCUUCGAGAGGGCAGAGCCGCGACGCGGCCGCGGACGCUGCCUGCAGUGAGGCGGCGGAGGGCGCGAGGGGCGCGCGGGAGGCUGCUGCAGCAGAGCCCGACGCGCCGGAAGGGCUCCGGGCCGCUGGCGGGCUGAUCGGCGGCCUCGGGAGGGACGCAUGCGUCGCCGACAUCACCCACACCGAGGAAGCAGAAGACUCGCGUGACGGCGGCCUGUGCGCGGGCGAACCGGAUGACGACCUGGACGACGGAUUUCCGUGUCUGCGCGAAGGGCCGCUCGCUGUGGAGGACUUCCCCGCCGAGCCGAGAUGCGUCUCCCUGGACGUGGUGUGCAUUUCAGACAACUCGCAGGACGAAAUGGAGACGCAGCCUUGCGAGCGCGUCCCCGCUUCGCCGAGCGCGGCUCCGUCCCCCCCCGAGGGCGACGCGCGCGGCGAGCUCAGCCGAGAGCGCGAGGCGGGCGACGGCGCCGCGUGCGAGGCUCCCCGGCCGCAGACGAGCGAGAGGCGGCGGCUGAUUUCCGCGGUCUCGCCGGCGGGCGCCUUGCCCGGUCUCCUGGGGGUGGUUAGCUCACCGCCGCGACCGCCCCUCGUGGAGGCGGAAGCGUCGCUGGGCGGCGAUUUUUCGGAGUUGGUGGACGACGAGGACAGCAGCAGACUGCCCGAGACGAUCCCAGUCAGCAGCGACUCAGAGACAGAGAUCGCGCUCGACGACAGAGGAAGGGGCGACGAGGCAGACGGCAAGGCCGGCUCCGUUUGCGUGGCGCCAGCGGCCUCGUCCCCCGCGUCGGCGCGCGCGUCGCCCUCUCGUUCUUUGUCGCCGCGGAGCACGCGGACGCAUGCAGAGGGGCGCCUGAGGCAGAAGACGCUGGAGGAGGCGCCUCUGUCGCGCCCCAAGAGGCGUGAGGACUCUGUGCUUUGCCGGCAGUGCAACACGCUUGUGAAACUGUCAGAUCUGCAGGUUCAUCUCGACGAGCACAUGGCGGCCUUCGUCUUCCAAGAAACGAAUCCGAAGUGUCUCGCAUCCAUGGCUUCGCAAACAAUCGCGCAGAUCGAGGCCUCGCAGAGUCAGCGCGUGCAGGAGCGCCUGCGAAGAGAGCAGCAGUUGCUCGAGGAGGAAAACCAAAUUACGCUGGACGCCUUCAUACGCAAGCGACUCUACGCGAAGAAAGGGAGGCGCUAA
Messenger RNA from Besnoitia besnoiti, 3867 nucleotides. Its product is annotated as ImpB/MucB/SamB family protein. Gene Ontology annotation, cellular component: nucleus; replication fork; site of double-strand break. Lineage: Eukaryota; Apicomplexa; Conoidasida; Eucoccidiorida; Sarcocystidae. The transcript has 8 exons. The record is from RefSeq and is a predicted model, not a curated record. Gene Ontology annotation, molecular function: damaged DNA binding; DNA-directed DNA polymerase activity. The coding region runs from base 1 to 3867 and encodes 1288 amino acids. Gene Ontology annotation, biological process: response to radiation; error-prone translesion synthesis.